Messenger RNA from Didymodactylos carnosus, 1337 nucleotides. The record is from the annotation of a GenBank genome assembly. Lineage: Eukaryota; Metazoa; Rotifera; Eurotatoria; Philodinida; Philodinidae.
CACGAGCAAGUCCAAUAUUGAAAACCUUGAUUUCAUAUUUUUAUUCAGAGUGUCAAGAUGUAUAUGUUGGAGUUCAGAUUGAAAUCUAGUUCAGUUUUAAACACAACUAGUUCAGACUGAAAUUUUCAUCUUCGCUAGUAGAAAUUGAAAUUAAGAUGCCUGCCCAUGCGGUAAAACAAAAUUCAGGUUACAGAAUGGAAAUUCGAGCUCAUUAAUUUCAUACACACAAAAUAUCGACUUACUGUACGGACGUAUUUUGUCUUUUACUUCUCUCUACUUAUACAUAUAUUUUAUACAUAUACAUAUAAUCACGCGCGCAGCGCGUGUAUAUAAAUUUUUAUAUAAAUUUAAACUUAUCCAUUAUUAUUGAUAAUUUAAUCAAAAUAAUAGCUAAUUAUCAUCAAAAUAACACCACGUUCUAUCCUAAUCAACAGCACAAUGGUUAUUUCAUCGAAAAUAUCAUUGGUCAUUCGUUAAAAAAUGGUUACAAUAAUCAACAGUGUCAAUGUUCUCAUUCUUCCUAUGAUCCACAAUCAAAUGUUUAUUAUCAUGCAAAAUCGAAUAUACAACAGCAUAUUCCACCUCCAGCUUCUACAAAUAUGCAAUUGAUUAAUUCUCCAGCACGUUCUAUUCGUCGCUCUCGUUCUAAUGAUUCUGAUGAUGAAGGUUUUCAGACAGUUACAAACAAGAAAAGUAAACAUCAAAACAAUUAUAACGAUCGUCCACAAACGUCUCAACAACAACAGGAGAAUGUUAAUUCUACUAAUAAUAAUAUCAUGACAAUGAAUGCACCACAUCCUAUUAUUAUGAAUUCAAACAAUCAUCAACAAAAUUUAAAAGAUCAUCAUUGCUCGUCAGAUCCUAAGUGCAAACACUGCAAUGGCGAUCAUGCAGCAAAUUCAACGAAAUGUCCAGUGGUAAAAUCGUUUCGUCCUGAGUUAACGCGAAAUCUGUUAAAUAACAAUAAUAAUCGCGCAUCAUCUUAUUCUUCAACAGUGAACAACAAUAAUAGUUAUCAAUAUAAUGCUUCAGAUUUUCCACAUAUGCCAACUCGAUGGUUGCCAUCAAACGGUUCGAUGAUUUCAAAGUUAGAUGAAUUAAUUACUGGUAUGUCUAAAGUCAAUGAAAUUUUAGAAAAAAUGUCAGAAACAAACAAGAUAUUUGAACAAUUUAUUAUUGACAAAAAUGAACAUGAUAUGAAAGUUAUCAAUGAAAUUGAACAUUUAAAGUCAAAUGAUAGAAAAUUAGAAAAGGACUUAGCAUUAUUCAAUGCAAAAAAUAUUAGUCAUGAUAAUCUGAUAAAACAGCAAGAUGAAAUGUUAAAAAAGUUGUUAUGA